AUGAAUCAAUCAAAUAGUAAUAUCGACGACAGUGAUAUUAUUAAAGACAAUACCGAGAAUAUUAAAGAUAACGAAAAUCUUAAAAAUAAUAAUGUGAUUAAACUUCGAGACCCAGGAAGUACACUCUUUAAAAUAAAGGGAAGUAGAUUGAAUCACUGCCAACAGCAGCAACGUUCAAACCAGCACCGUCAGACCUGGUUAGACAUUUUUGAUCAAUUGAAUGAAUUAUUAUUACACAUAUUUUCAUUUUUACCUGUUCCAACUUUAAUAAAUAAUUGUCGUUUAGUAUCUAGAUUUUGGUAUCGUGUUGUUAACAUACCACCAAAAAUUAUUGCUUACAUCAAUUCACUUAAAAAAGCUAAAAUUUAUAUUCUUAUGGAAAGUACAAUAUGUGAUUAUAGCACUAGCGUUAGUAUUGUGGGGGCAUACGCUAAUAAAACUAGAGCAACAAAUCAAUUGAUUCGUAAUCACAUUGAUGGAGUUAUUGGUCAUGCAUAUGAAUAUAGUCCUGAUGGUUAUUAUACAUGUGAUCUUAAUGAUGAUCAUAAAGUUAGAUCAACUGGAAGAAAAGAUAAAGAAGGGUUGGUUUGGGAAUUGAAGGGUGUUACAUUAGAUACAGAAGUUGAAGUUGUAGAAGAAAAAGAUUACGAGGAUGAGGAUUACGAAUAUUUCAGUGCAUCAAAAAAGAAUUAA
Molecule: messenger RNA, 693 nt
Organism: Entrophospora sp. SA101
Lineage: Eukaryota; Fungi; Glomeromycota; Glomeromycetes; Entrophosporales; Entrophosporaceae
Source: the annotation of a GenBank genome assembly